Molecule: messenger RNA, 2347 nt
Organism: Hydra vulgaris (swiftwater hydra)
Lineage: Eukaryota; Metazoa; Cnidaria; Hydrozoa; Anthoathecata; Hydridae
Source: RefSeq, a predicted model, not a curated record
GUUUGUAUUAUAUUCGAGAUGAAUCUCUACGACUUGUUUUGUAUAGUCAAGAAGAAAGAAAAAGGGUUCUUAAAGAAUGUCAUAAUGAUGCUGGUAGGGCACACCAGAGAAUAGUAAGAACUCAAAAUAGAAUUAAAAAUUUGUACUAUUGGAUGUCAAUUACAUCUGAUGUUGAAGCAUGGGUUAAGUACUAUUUGCUUUUUACGAAGGCUAUAUGUUUAUUUUCUUAAUUAUAUAAAAAUAAUAAACAUGUAACCAUCAUUAUUAAUAUAAAAUUUAAAUGCAAUAUUGCAAUAAUAAUAUACACUAUAAAUUGUAUUAUUCUAAUUAAAUAAUAUAUAGUCUAUUAUAGAUCAAGACAUGUAAACAAUGUCAAUCAUUUGAAAAAAUAAAAACAAUUGUGCCACAACUACACCCAAUUCAGGUAACAGAAAGUUGGUCAGUUUUAGGAGUAGAUCUAAUUGGUCCAUUACCGGAAACAGUGAAUGGCAAUAAAUAUGUUUAACAAUAACAGAUUUGUUUACAAAAUGGAUUGUUGCUAGAGUAUUACCUGAAAAAUCUGCUGCUGCUGUAGCUAAUGCUUUAGUUAACACUUUUCAUACUUAUGGUCCACCAAAAUAAGUAAUUACAGAUCAAGGAAGAGAAUUUGUGAAUGAGCUUAACAAUAAAAUUUUUCAAUUAAUGGGUAUUAAACAUUCUGUGACAUCAGCAUACCAUCCUCAAAGUAAUGGUCAAGAUGAACGUACAAAUCAAAUUUUUAAACGUGCUUUAAGCAAGCAUACUAAUAAUGAGAUGAAUGACUGGGAUAGUUACACAUCUGCAAUUGCUUAUGGACUGAACAUAUCAUGCCAGAAAUCUACAAAGAUGACUCCGUUUUAUCUAAUGUAUUUAAGACAUCCUCCAGGUAUUGAGAUGAUAAAUGUUCUAAAUGAGACUGAUGAUUCUUUAAAUAGUAGUUUUCUUGAAAAAAUAUCUGACUCUACAGUAGAAAAGUUAGUUAAUGAUUGUGAGGCUGUUGAGUAAAAAGUUAGGGAAAAUAUAAAAAUUGCUCAAGAAAAGCAGUGUAAGCAACAUAUGAAAAAAGUUGCAAAAAAGGGUAUAAAGACAUUUACAUUUAAAAUAAAUGAUCAAGUGAUGAAGUUAAAUGCAAGAAAACGAGGUUGCAAAGGUGAGCCUUUAUCUAAGGAGUGGAUGGGACCAUAUACUCUAGCUGAUUUAAACAUAAAAGGUCAAUGCACUUUAAAAAACCUUAAUGGUGAAAUUUUAAAAACAAAAGUAAACGUUUCUCAGCUUAAACCUUAUUACCCAUGUCAAGACAUAGAAACUAAUAUUCAACAUUUAGAAGCAACUCAUUUAGAUUUGUCAUACAGUAGUUACCCUGCAACAAAUACAGUCAAAAAAUCUGAACCUGGUCAAAUAACAUCAUCACAAAAUCAAUUUUAUAUUAAAAACAUUGAGUCUAUUGAUACUUAUUCAUCCAAAAAUAGCAUUACAUUUAGUGUACCAAUAUCAGCAUUUGAGAGUAUAUUGAAUCAAAACAUGUUAGGAGAUAUUGAAAUUAAUGCUGCUCAAGUAAUAUUAAAAAAUCAAUUUCCUGAUAUUCAAGGUAUGCAAGACACCUUAUUAGGAACAAAUCUCAUGUUCCGUAUACAGUCACAGGAGAUGCUACAAAUUUUGCAUGACGGAUCUCUUCACUGGUUGUUGAUUAGCACACUUGGUUGCAGCGAUAGAGUCGUUAAAAUUUAUGACUCAAUGAAGACAGAAAUGCUAACUUUGCACGUACAAAAACAAAUUGCUUCAGUUAUAUCAUGUUCUAAAAAUACAGUUAUGUGUCAAUACCAAUCAUGUCAGCAACAAGUUGGAGGAAUUGACUGUAAUUUGUUUGCAAUUGCAAUUGCAGUAGAUAUUUGUAUGGGACAAAAUGUUGCAUCCAUUUCGUACAAUCAAUCUGCAAUGCACCAGCAUUUACACAAUUGCUUCAAAGCUAAGCAUUUUACAUCAUUUCCAAGAUCAUAUUCAGAAAGUACAGUUAAUAAAUGUGAAAGUUCUACAAUUGUUAAUGUUUGUUAAUGUUCCUCUAAUAUUGGAUUUGAAAAAUUAUUCAGUUUAAUAGAUGUGAAGCAGUCACAAACACAUAUUCAGAUAAAGUUAAUGCAUGAAAAUGUCUGUUGUGUAUUAUUUAAUAGUUUACUUUUAGUAUAGCUUUGAUUUAUUUUAGUUGUUUUUAUUUUAGUUCCAGUUUUCCUUUUUUUGUUAGUUGAAUGAGUUAUUUACGAUAGGUUUUCUCAAAAGAUUAUGCUAUUAUUUUCUCUUUUUUUUUAUUUAGACAUUCUAGUAUAUUUAAUGA